GUUAACCGGUACGUGUCGGUAUUGCAGGAUAAAAAUAUACACCAACACCGUUAAAAUGUCAGGCGACUCUUGGAUAAUGGAGUACGAUAGAUGCUCCCAGCUGGGGCUGGAAAUAAUGGAAAAAAUAAAUGAAAGAAACAAGCACAAUCGGACUAGUAACCCCUACACAAAGCUUUCUGCAAAGAUAAGAUCAUCAAUGAAGCAGUUCUCAAGUGAUGCUGAGCGGUUGAAAAAUAACUUGAUAAAAGCCACAUCAUCCUACCACAUUACUCAGAGAGAGAUAGACAGAAGGCAAGUGAUGAUUGAUCAGCUUAUAACCAAGGAGAAGCAGAUUGAAGAGGCAUUUAAAAAUGAGAGUGGUGUUGCCAGGUCCCAGCUGCUGGCUGGCGGGGUGGACUCAGACCCCUGGGGCGUGAAGGAGGAGCCAGAAGAGUUCAAGGGCAUCCAGAACACGGGACUCCGUGUGCAGCAGCAGCAAAUUAUCAAGGAGCAGGACAAAGGAUUGGAUGCCUUAUCAGAAGUGAUAGCACGACAAAAGAACAUGGCUUUAGACAUUGGUAAUGAAGUGGAUCAACAAAAUGAAAUUUUGGAUGAUAUUAUCGACCACACUGACAGGAGCAACCAAAGACUCAUUAAAGAAACACGUCAUAUUAGAAUUGUGGACAGGAAAUCAGCAACAUGUGGUAUAUGGGUGGUGAUAGUUCUGCUGUUUGUGGCCAUCAUAGUGGUAGCGGUAGUCCCUGGGGGCAAGAGCUUGUAGCAGGCAGGGGAUUGCAAUGCAUGCGCACGAGCUCACACCGGCAUGACACGAGGCUCGCGGUGAUGAUCAUUCAUAUUAAAUGACAUAUUUUGUUAAUUUCAAACUUCCUAGAGUUUGUGGACAUGAGAGUUAUCAUAUAUAUUUUUUUAGAUUGUAAGGUGUACGAAGUUUGAAGUAAUUACUUGAAAAUUAAUAUACUUGUAUGUUUUAAAAAUAUGAUAUUUUACUGUGAAUAUUUUAUAUGUAUAAAUUAAUUGUAGAUAUAUGUAUGCGUUUAUCGAUGGAUCAUGUAAUAAUUUGUAUUUUGCAUUUUGUUAAAUAUGAUAAAACUUGUUAUCCUUA
Molecule: messenger RNA, 1102 nt
Organism: Dreissena polymorpha
Lineage: Eukaryota; Metazoa; Mollusca; Bivalvia; Myida; Dreissenidae
Product: syntaxin-8-like
Exons: 8
Coding region: 56-760 (234 amino acids)
Biological process (GO): vesicle fusion; intracellular protein transport
Cellular component (GO): SNARE complex; endomembrane system
Molecular function (GO): SNARE binding; SNAP receptor activity
Source: RefSeq, a predicted model, not a curated record